AUGGCAACAAGACCGCACGGACUUUAUAACAGUCAACAUGCUACUAAUUAUAUAAAUAAAAAAGGAAUUCAUGAAUUAUUCGAGGCCAUAAUGACAGCUCUAAUGGUUCAUAAACCUGAUGAUCAUAUUACUUUUAUUCGUGAAUGUUUAGACAAGGUGCAAAAUAAUCCAAAUCGUCUUCGCUGGGAUCAUUUUGUGACAAAUACCAGUAAUACAAAAGGUGCCUUACCAUCAAGACAAGCAAUUGCUAAAACUCGACAAAAACCAUUGCCUCCUGUUCGCAGUUCAAAUUCAACAGUAAAAACAACUCAUACAUCAAAUCGUCAAACGACAAUCAAAAUACCGGCAUUACCACCCAUUGAUAAUAACAAAAAAAAUUCUCAAAAUCUACCUAUUGUUCUUGUUCUAAGUUCAUCUGGUUCAACAAGAUUAUGCUCAAGAUUACUCGAACGUUACGAUGAAAUAACUUAUUUAUUGAUUAAUGAUAUUGCCAAUAUUGAUGAAGGCGAUGACAUCGAUCUUAGAAAACAUGAACAUCGAUAUGAUUGUGUUCAGCAUGCAAUAGAACAACGUCAUUUAAAUUCACAUGGUUUUCUUAUUGCUGGUCAUCUUGAUGAAAGACAUUUUUAUGAUAAAUGGCUAGAAAAACUCGGACGCAUUGAUUUAAUAAUUAUUUUAUCAUCCAAUCGACAAACAAUAUCAAAUCAAAAUUUAGAUAUUAUUCAAAUCGAUUCAAAUAAUGAUUUUGACAUUAUACUUGCCGAUACAAUUCGUGCUAUUGAUGAAGUCUUUCCUCAUAAUACAUUAAUGAAUCAACCGUCUCAAUUAAUUGAAUCGAGAAAAAAUCAUUUUACUUUACCAAUUAUAUUUUGCAUUGAUAUUCAUCGUUUAUUAAUAAAAGAACAUAAUACUGAUAGUAAUGGAAAUAAACUUGUCGAAAAUUUAUCAAUUGAUGAUGAAUUUGAUAUAACUAAUGAAGGCAGUGAAGCUGAAAGUAACAAUUCAUUUAUUUAUACAUUAUGUGAACGUUUAGCCGAACAAUUUUCAUUUAAACAUAUUCAAUUUGGAGAUUCAAAUAAUAUUUUACUUAAUUUUGAUCAAUUAAAAACAACAAUUAUUGAAUCAAUGAGUACAUGUACUGGUUAUAUUAUUGAACAUUUUCCAACUUCAUUUGAUAAUCUUCAAAAAUUUCAAGCAGAUAUUGGUCCUUGUUCAGCAUUAAUUUAUAUUGGUGACCAUAGAAAUGAAACAAAAAAUAGUGAAUUCAAUAGUAUUAUUGAAAAAUUUAGACAAGAAAAUAAAUCUAUUUUUUUUCAAUAUUGUCUUCCAAUUAUGAAUCAAAUGAAUACAAAUGCUAAUACAGAAUUAGCAAAAGACUAUAUUGCUAAACGAAAAAUUCCUCAACUAUUCGAAGCAUUAAUCACUGGUCUUAUGGUUCAUAAACCAGAAGAUCAUAUUGAUUUCAUUAUUGAAUCUUUAACACGUCAUAAAGAUGGCAAUCAGCAAUUAAAAUGGGAUACAUUUAUUGGACGCAAAGGUGGUAUGAAAAAUACAUUGGUUCCAUUGAAAACUUCGACAAAUACAAAUGUUACGUCGCCACCUUCUUCUUCACAUACAGAAUUGACUCGUCCACCAAAACUUGAUGCUAUACCAACGGGUAAACGAGAAGAAACACCAAACAUUGAAGAGCAUCCACAGUCAACAACACCAGAUGAACAACAACAAAAAGUAGAUGAUCAUCAACAUAUAAAAAGUGAAGAAGUCAAUGUUAAAGAUUUAGUUAAAGGCAAACCAAUUAUUUUUGUUGGUGGUGGACCAGGUAGUGGUAAAGGAACACAAUGUGAAAAAAUGAUUGAAAAAUAUGGUUUUACACAUUUAUCAGCCGGUGAUUUAAUUCGAGCAGCUGCAGAAGACUCAACAACUGAAAAAGGUCGUUAUUUUAAUGAAGUUAUGUCACAAGGAAAACUUAUAUCAACAGAAGAUAUUCUUGGUUUACUUAAAGAUGCAAUUCAAGAAAAAGUCAACGAAGCUUCCGGCUUUUUAAUCGACGGAUUUCCGCGUCGCGUGGAUCAAGGUGUACAAUUCGAAACAGAUGUUGCUGCAUGUGAUGUUUUAAUUUAUUUUGAUGUACCUGAUGAAAUAAUGAUUGAUCGAUUAACAAAACGUGGCGAAACAAGUGGUCGAAUUGAUGAUAAUCAAGAAACAAUUGCCAAACGUUUAGUUACAUUUCAUGAACAAACAACUCCUAUUUUGGGUUAUUAUGGUAAACAAGGAAAAUUAAUAACAAUUGAUGCUAAUCGAGAGCCAGAUGAAAUAUUUGCUGAUGUAUCACAAGCAUUAGUCGGCUUAAUGGAACAAAAGCAAGUAGUUGUUGAACAGAAACAUGGAUUAGAUAAAUUAAAAAAUUCUAAAAUUAUCUUUGUCGUCGGUGGACCAGGAUCAGGAAAAGGUACACAAUGUGAACUGAUUGUUGAAAAAUACGGAUUUACACAUUUAAGUACUGGAGAUCUUCUUCGUGAAGCUGUUCAAUCAAAAUCUGAACGAGGUGAACAACUCAAUGCAUUAAUGAAACAAGGCAAAUUAGUACCAAUGGAAGUUGUUCUUGAUUUACUCAAGGAAAACAUGCUUAAACGUGUAGAUAAAUCGAAAGGUUUUCUCAUCGAUGGAUAUCCACGUGAAGUUCCACAAGCAAAAAAAUUUGAAGAAAUGAUUGCUCCAUGUAAUCUUGUUCUUUAUGUUAAAGCAAGUGAUGAUACAAUGAUAAAACGAUUAUUACAUCGUGGUCAAACAUCUGGUCGAGUUGAUGAUAAUGAAGAAACGAUUAAACAUCGUUUAAAAACAUUUCAUGAUCAAACAUUUCCCGUUUUGGAUUUAUAUGAAAAACAAGGCAAACUAGCUGAAGUUAAUUCGGAAUUGGCACCAACUGAUGUUUUUACUGAAGUACGGUCUGCUCUUGAUAAACUUGCUUAA
Rotaria sp. Silwood2 is the source of this 2970-nucleotide messenger RNA. The record is from the annotation of a GenBank genome assembly. NCBI's taxonomy places the organism in Eukaryota, Metazoa, Rotifera, Eurotatoria, Philodinida, Philodinidae.